UGUAGAAUUGAAGCAACUGUGGCUGGAGGUGGCUGCAAGAUUACAGUUCACAAUAGGCCUAAGGAAGCCCAAUUCGGAACGAUGACAGACUUGGACUUGCGCUAAAAGCCCUCGCGUAGUGUUGUCGACUUCACUCAAAAGCAGCGACUCGUGGUUCGACUAUCAUUACAAUUUCCCUAGGUACCUUGUGACAUCUCGAAUCGUCGCGCCAAUCUUAUCACACUUCAGGCUUGCCUCGUCCCCCAGACCUGGAAGAAACAAGCAUAGUUUGUUUUCCCGCUUUCGCACAAGGAACAACGCCCAUCGCCGCGAAACCGGUAUACACUUCAUCGUCCCAAACUAGAUCAGGUUGGCCUCGCAUCAGCAGACCUCGCAGCUCGCGUCGCAGCCAAGGAGUUUAAAGAGCUUAUGAGCAAUUUCAGCCUCAUUUGGCAACCGUUUGCUCUCGUCUGAACCCACUUGGCCAACGCUGAAACCGGACCACAAGGGCAAAAAUGGCCGAUGUACCACUCCUCGUCGUUUCCGAAUAUUCUUCGUCUGAACGCCGGAUCACCCCAUCAUGGACAAUCACCCAGCUCAAGGCGAAACUUGAGCCGGUGACGGGGAUUCCCCCCUCAUCCCAGCGACUCUCUCUUAAGCCCACGGCCAAGGAAAAUAUCCCGAUCGAGGCUGCAGAUGAGGACAAUACCCACCUGUUCAAUUUUCCCUUGUCCGCGUAUGCCGAACUACACAUUGUGGACACCAGACCAGCCGGUGCCAAACCCAAUUUCACUGAUACUUCCGGCGUUGACAAGUACAUCAUGCCGGAGGAGGAGUACGAGAAGAAAUCGGACUCGGUCCUGGCCUGGAAGAAGGCGGAAAAGCUAGGUCGCUUCAACCCUGAUGCUCCCAGUCUGGAGAAAGCUAAGCUUGAUGCUAUUGCGCAAGAAAUCGCAAAACGUGGCAUAGAGGUUGGCAAGCGAUGCCGGGUGGGUGGCGAUGACUCGAGACGGGGUGAAAUCAAGUAUGUGGGCGAUGUCAAAGAGAUCCCUGGCUUAGGAGGCUGGGUUGGGGUUCAGCUUGAUGAGCCCGUGGGCAAGAACGAUGGCAGCUUAGGCGACUCCAGAUAUUGGGGACAAAAGUCGUCGCUCAAGCAUGGUGUCUUUGUACGGCCCGAGCGAGUGGAGGUGGGGGACUGGCCGGCACUGGAUGAUUUGGGGGAUAUGGAAGAGAUAUGAGUGACCUCGGCACGCUCUGUUCAUCACCAGUUGACCUAUCUCUUCAGAGAUGCAAUCUUUGCGGUCACCAGCUUGUUUGGGAUUGUGAUGAUUUCCCAUGGCGUAGCAUUAAUGAUGUACCAUGACCAGCCUCAUCAUUGACGUGAGGUACGGAAGACGUCGUCGGCGGAAUGUACGUCUCUUGCCAAGCAUGUAUUGGGAUGGCUUGCAUAAGAUGUGAGGAUUCCAUGACUAAAGCACAAGGCCAGAGAGUAGAUUUGCCGUAGUAAUACCAACGUGAUUUCAUCAGCG
This is a messenger RNA of Pseudomassariella vexata, 1508 nucleotides long. RefSeq names its product tubulin cofactor B. Gene Ontology annotation, cellular component: microtubule plus-end; cytoplasm; nucleus. The record is from RefSeq and is a predicted model, not a curated record. Gene Ontology annotation, biological process: cytoplasmic microtubule organization; tubulin complex assembly; post-chaperonin tubulin folding pathway. Bases 495 to 1217 code for a protein of 240 amino acids. NCBI's taxonomy places the organism in Eukaryota, Fungi, Ascomycota, Sordariomycetes, Amphisphaeriales, Pseudomassariaceae. Gene Ontology annotation, molecular function: alpha-tubulin binding; microtubule plus-end binding. The transcript has 2 exons.